UGUUGUACAGACGUCCCUUAUAUAUUUACAUUUAAAAAAUCAUACAAAUUAAAAAAAUAAUUACAUUUAAAAUCUAACAUUUUUUUUGGUGACGGUUCUGUUGUGUGCUGAAUAGUUUCAGGGGUUAGCAGCGUGAUGGAUCAUAAGGAGUUUCGUGUGAAAGCCAAGGAGCUGGUGGACUAUAUAGCGGACUAUUUGGAGAAUGUCCGCGACCACCGCGUGUACCCCGGCGUCCAGCCCGGGUAUCUCCACGCGCGCCUGCCGACUGAAGCUCCGCAGGCCCCCGAGUCCUGGGACGACAUCUUCAGGGAUGUGGAGGACCAUAUCAUGCCAGGGAUCGUCCACUGGCAGAGCCCGCACAUGCACGCAUACUUCCCCGCGCUGACGUCCUACCCCUCCAUCAUGGGGGAGAUGCUCUCCAGCGCGCUCAACGUGCUCUGCUUCACUUGGGCGUCAUCACCAGCGGGAACUGAGUUGGAGACGAUAGCGAUGAACUGGCUGGGCAAACUCCUCGGGCUACCCGAUUGCUUCCUCAACGAGAAGAACGACAGUCCUGGUGGUGGGGUUAUACAGACCACAGCCAGUGAGGCGACCCUGGUCAGUCUCCUGGCUGCGAGGACGAGGGCUUUGAUGGAGCUCUCCAGCCUGAACCCUGAGGUGCAGUCCUCAGAACUGCUGGGUCACCUGAUCUGUUACUGCUCAGACCAGGCCCACUCUUCCGUGGAGAAAGCUGGAUUGAUCGGAUUGGUCAGAAUGCGAUACAUAGAGUCGGACGAGCACCAGUGCAUGCGAGGCGCUAAGCUAGAAGAGGCUAUUCUUAAUGAUAAAGACAAGGGGCUGGUGCCGUUUUGGGUGUGCGCAACCCUUGGUACUACUGGGUCGGUGGCGUUCGACAACUUGCGUGAGAUCGGCGAGGUGUGCGAGAAACACUCGGCGUGGCUGCAUGUGGACGCGGCCUACGCAGGCAGCGCCUUCAUAUGCCCCGAGUAUAGACAUUGGCUGAAUGGUGUAGACAUGGCGGAUUCUUUCGCCUUCAACCCCUCGAAAUGGUUGAUGGUGAACUUUGAUUGCACGGCUAUGUGGGUAAAAGACAGCACGGCGCUCCACAGGACCUUCAAUGUCAAUCCUAUAUACCUACGACACGAAAAUUCAGGCAAAGCAAUUGAUUACAUGCAUUGGCAAAUUCCACUGAGCCGUCGAUUCAGGGCGUUAAAAUUAUGGUUCGUUUUGAGGAACUAUGGCGUGGUUGGGUUGCAAAAACACAUUCGAGAGAGUGUUCGUUUGGCACAAAAGUUUGAAGCUCUGGUUUUGGCUGAUCAGCGGUUUGACAUUCCUCAACCAAGAAACCUUGGUAUGGUGGCAUUCCGUCUGAAAGGCGACAACACACUUACGGAGCGUUUGCUAAAACGGCUCAACGCACGUGGCUACAUCCACGCGGUGCCGGCGUGCUUCAAGGGCGUCUACGUUAUCAGGUUCACAGUUACCUCACAACGGACUACUAAUCAGGAUAUUCUGAAUGAUUGGAGUGAAAUAAAGACUGUUGCCUCAGAGAUAUUGAUGGAUACGUUUGGAUCUGAAAAUGGAAAUAUUGUCAUGCCAAAGAAACCGAGGAUUUCAUUGAAAGAAACCCGUGAAUUGAAUGCAACAUUCGGGACUAGUCUCCUGCUAGCAAACAGUCCAAUGAGUCCAAAGAUCGUCAACGGUACUCAUGUAGCUAUUUGCGAUUACGAACAAGUUCUUUCAUCUUGCGCUCAGACGUUUGCACAAUUGAAAAUGGAACCGAAAGACAGUCCUGAGAUGCGAAGACGUAUCAGGGGCAUUCGCAUGUGUGGAAAGAAGUUCUCCCUUGACUCUUACAUGGAUAUGGUGCAGGGCUUGAUGGUGGAGCAAUCUCUCCCUCAGUGCUCUGAGGAAGAGAGAGAAGAGGCUUCUAAUGGAUCUAGUCCUUGUGACCGUUCAUCGAUCACAUCGUCACCGGUGACUUCAAGCACCACAAUCAAACAAGACAUAUCAGAUUUAAGCCAACUGCAUAUACCUUCUACGCCAUCCAGACAAAUUAGAUCUAAAUCAUUCGACGUAUCCCUCUCAGAUUUAAAACUAGACGAUGCUACUAUAUCUAUAGAUAUGAGGAGCAAUGAAAUAACCAUAACUCCAACUGGAUCAAAAAAAAUCGACGAUCAUGUGCAUUUUAAUGCUCUUGAGGAAAAACUGAAUAUUGGCGAUAAAAUUUCACAAGCAUUUGACAGCUUCCAAUCAGGGAAUUUAGAUGUUUUUCGUAGCGAAACUAAUCAAGCUAGACAAGGAGUUGAUGAAGUUGGUGAUAAUUCAAAACUGACUAUAAAAGGUCCGGGCAGUUAUAUUAAGAAAUUGAUACAACAAUUUAGCGAAGGCCCUUUUGAAACGGAGGAUGAUAGAAAUGAGCCCGAAAAGACAGUACCUACGCCGUCUAUCAAGGAUAGAGCCGAUGCAAUUUGCAAAAAAUGCUUUCAUUACAAAGGUCGGAUAAAUAAAUGAAUAAAACGGAAAAUGUACUUUUUAUGUAUCAUGAAUUUUAAGGACAGGAAUAAACUUAUCAUAUUUUUUUAAUUUGCGUGAAUUCAAAUAUUUAAUUAUUUUAAUUUUAAGAAUUAAUAAUUCUUAGGCAGGGCCUACAACGUUAAUGUUAUUAGUUAUAGUUUUAAAGAUUUAUUUUAGUUUAUAAUAAGAAGUACAUUAGUACUAUGUUAUUACUAAUGUGUAAGACAAAAAAAUAAAAACAAAAACUUAUUUUUAAGUUUUUACUAAUUUGUUCAUAAAACUAAAGCACAAUGUUAAGUUUUGUAAGUUUAAGUUUAGUUAGUUUUUUUUAUGUUUUAUUAAAAACAUUGAUUUGAAAAAAAUCCAAAAUUGAAAAAACACUCGUAACCAAAGUUCUGUAUAGUUAAAAUGACACUUUGAAGUUUAAUAUAAAAUAAGUGUGGAAAUACAAUUAAGACACAAGCAGUACUGAGUUGAGAUGAAUUCAAUUAUAUCAAACUCACACAAAUACCAACUUUAUAAUUAUUACGUAUUCAAAAUUGAGUGGCUUGUUAAACCUAUCUACCAAAUUUAAAUAUUAGUAUUAUAAUUGUAAUUUAUAUUAAUAGGCUUGUAGAUAAAAAUUACAGCGUAGGCGUUAUAUUAUUAAAAAAAUAAAAAUUGUUUAUAAUUUUAAUAUAAUAUAUUAUACGUUAGAAACUGCUGUGCGUCAUCAAUAAACUUUUUCUUAAUAUUGUAUAUUCCUUAAACAAUAUUGUUACUGUAAGUAGAGCCAAUAUUUUAAUAUUAGUAAAUAUUCAUUAAAAAUAUCUCGAAU
Messenger RNA from Bicyclus anynana (squinting bush brown), 3334 nucleotides. RefSeq names its product histidine decarboxylase (gene Hdc). The transcript is spliced from 18 exons. Gene Ontology annotation, molecular function: histidine decarboxylase activity; pyridoxal phosphate binding. NCBI's taxonomy places the organism in Eukaryota, Metazoa, Arthropoda, Insecta, Lepidoptera, Nymphalidae. The coding region runs from base 136 to 2514 and encodes 792 amino acids. The record is from RefSeq and is a predicted model, not a curated record. Gene Ontology annotation, biological process: L-histidine catabolic process; histamine biosynthetic process.